CAUAAUUUAACUAUGCGUUUAGUUUUUUUUGAAAAUAAUAAAUCAUAAAGUAACUUUGGGACCUCUCGCAUGGCGUCGCUAGAUUCUCAGGUGUUGAUGGGGAUAGUUAGCCUGAUCUUUGUGACUAUGGUAAGCUCGGAAUCGCAUUGCCGGAAUUUUGAGUCGAUCAUCAGUUUCGGAGAUUCCAUUGCCGACACCGGAAACUUGCUCGGUCUCUCCGACCGUAACAAUCUUCCUUUGAGCGCGUUUCCACCGUAUGGAGAGACUUUCUUCCACCACCCAACCGGUCGUUUCUCUGAUGGCCGCCUCAUCAUUGACUUCAUCGCUGAAUUUUUGGGGCUUCCUUAUGUACCUCCUUACUUCGGAUCCAAAAAUGAAAAUUUUGAGAAAGGAGUAAAUUUUGCGGUAGCCUCAGCGACGGCAUUGGAUAGUUCAUUUCUAGAGGAGAGAGGAUACCAUUGUCCUCACAACAUCAGUUUAGGAGUUCAGCUUAAGAUCUUCAAGGAGAGUUUACCAAACAUAUGUGGCUUACCAUCAGAUUGUAGAGAUAUGAUUGGAAAUGCUUUGAUUCUCAUGGGAGAGAUUGGAGCAAAUGAUUAUAAUUUCCCAUUCUUCCAAGGCAGACCCUUUGACGAGGUCAAACAGCUAGUUCCAUUGGUGAUUAGUACUAUUUCUUCUGCCAUUACGGAGUUGAUUGGUAUGGGGGGAAAAACAUUUCUAGUGCCGGGAGGGUUCCCUAUUGGAUGCUCAGUAUCAUAUUUGACAUUAUAUCAAACUUCAAAUAUGGAAGAAUACGAUACUUCAACAGGAUGUUUAAAAUGGCUGAACAAGUUAGGAGAAUACCACAGUGAGCAGCUUCAAGCAGAGCUCAAGAGACUCAGGAAGCUAAACCCUCAUGUGAACAUCAUAUAUGCUGACUACUACAAUGCUUCCUUGAGCCUUGGCCAAGAACCAAACAAAUACAGAUUCAUAAACGGAACCUUGUCCGCUUGUUGCGGUGUGGGAAGACCGUACAACUUCAACUUCAGUAAAAGUUGUGGAAGUGUAGGAGUGGAAUCUUGUGACGAUCCUUCAAAGUACGUAGCAUGGGAUGGUAUUCAUAUGACCGAGGCUGCAUAUAAAUUGAUGGCUGAUGGAUUACUCAAAGGACCAUAUGCGACUCCUCCUUUCAAUUGGUCAUGCCUCAGCUCCAAAAUUAAGAACAAGAAGUCAUUAGAAAACACAAUAUUAUUUGAUGAAUAGUUGACGCAAGUUUUUCUCAAAUUUUAAGUUUUCUCUGCAUUUUUUGAUAUAUUAAUGAUGAAUCGUAAAUUGCAAGAAAAAGUAAUUUAUUUA
Molecule: messenger RNA, 1335 nt
Organism: Capsella rubella
Lineage: Eukaryota; Viridiplantae; Streptophyta; Magnoliopsida; Brassicales; Brassicaceae
Product: GDSL esterase/lipase At1g31550
Exons: 5
Coding region: 70-1242 (390 amino acids)
Molecular function (GO): hydrolase activity, acting on ester bonds
Source: RefSeq, a predicted model, not a curated record